CAGGAACAUAGUGCAGCAAUAAAAGAAUGAGGAAGCUGGCUCUUGUGUUCAGAGCUUCUUCUCUUCCUCUAUAAACAGUUCAUAGGAUUUCCCCCUCCACAAUCCCAAAACAGAUCACUUCUCUACUCUAAACAAUGUCUUUAAGCUUGAGGAAUCUCUCAUCUUCAUACAAAAUCUUCUCCCUCUCUUUGCUUCUUUUAUUUCAUUGUUGUUACUCCCAGCUUAAUGAGCAAGGCCAAGCUCUUUUAGCAUGGAAAAACAGUUUAAACAGUUCUGCAGAUGCAUUAGUAUCUUGGAAUCCUUCCAGCACAAGCCCAUGCAAUUGGUUUGGGGUGCGCUGCAACUUAGAAGGAGAGGUGGUUGAGAUAAACCUGAGUUCAGUGAACUUGCAAGGCUCGUUACCUUCAAAUUUUCAACUUUUCAGGAAUUUGAAGAUUCUUGCCCUCUCAGCAGCCAACAUCACAGGCAGGAUUCCAAAGGAGAUUGGAGACUGUAAAGAGCUCACUUUCAUUGAUCUCAGUGGCAAUUCUCUCUUUGGUGAAAUCCCAGAAGAAAUUUGCAGGCUGAGCAAACUGCAGACUUUAGCUCUGCAUACCAACUUUCUUGAAGGCAACAUUCCAUCCAGCAUAGGAAAUUUAUCGAGUCUGGUGAACUUGACACUCUAUGACAACAAACUGAGUGGUGAAAUUCCAAAGAGUAUUAGCUCAUUAACUGAGCUCCAAGUGUUGAGAGUAGGAGGGAACACAAACCUUAAGGGUGAGGUGCCAUGGGAUAUUGGAAACUGCACCAACUUGGUGGUGUUAGGCCUUGCAGAAACCAGCAUUUCUGGGAAUCUUCCUUCUUCAAUAGGGAUGCUGAAAAGAGUUCAGACCAUAGCCAUUUACACAACUCUGCUAUCAGGCUCUAUACCAGAAGAGAUAGGGAAGUGCAGUGAGUUACAGAACCUGUACUUGUAUCAGAACUCAAUCUCUGGUUCAAUCCCAAGUCAAAUUGGAGAGCUCAGCAAGCUUAAGAAUCUUCUCUUGUGGCAAAACAAUAUAGUUGGUACAAUCCCAGAAGAGCUUGGAAGCUGCACUCAACUGGAAGUCAUAGACAUGUCAGAAAAUCUUCUCACAGGGAGCAUACCAACCAGUUUUGGUAAGCUAUCAAAUCUGCAAGGGCUUCAACUGAGUGUUAACAAGAUUUCAGGCAUUAUACCUCCUGAAAUCACAAAUUGCACUUCCCUGACUCAACUGGAAGUUGACAAUAAUGCUAUCUCUGGAGAGAUUCCUCCUGUUAUCGGAAACUUGAGAAGCUUGACUCUCUUCUUUGCAUGGCAGAACAAGCUGACAGGAAAAAUCCCAGAUAGUCUUUCACAGUGCCAAGAUCUUCAGGCACUUGAUCUCUCUUACAACAAUUUAACUGGUCCAAUACCCAAACAACUUUUUGGACUGAGGAACCUCACUAAACUACUGCUUCUUUCCAACGAUUUGUCUGGCUUUAUACCACCUGAGAUAGGUAAUUGCACAAGCCUCUACAGGUUGAGGUUAAAUCACAAUAGACUGUCAGGUACAGUUCCAUCUGAGAUCACCAACUUGAAGAAUUUGAACUUUUUGGACGUGAGCAGCAAUCAUCUUGUAGGGGAAAUUCCUCCUACACUAUCCAGAUGCCAAAACCUUGAGUUUCUGGACCUUCACUCAAAUAGUCUUAUUGGCUCAGUUCCAAACAAUCUGCCCAAAAACCUGCAGCUAAUCGACCUCUCAGACAACAGACUAACAGGUGAACUGAGCCAUUCCAUUGGUUCAUUAACCGAGUUAGCCAAACUCAACUUGGGAAAGAAUCAACUCAGCGGAAGUAUCCCUGCUGAGAUCCUAUCUUGCUCCCAGUUACAACUUCUGGACUUGGGAAGCAAUAGUUUCUCUGGAGAAAUUCCCAAGGAAAUUGCUCAAAUUCCUUCACUAGAAAUCUUUCUCAAUCUUAGCUGUAACCAGUUUUCUGGUGAAAUUCCACCCCAGUUCUCCGGUCUUAGAAAACUUGGAGUGCUUGACCUCUCCCACAACAAGCUCUCAGGGAAGUUGGAUACUCUCUCUGACCUUCAAAACCUUGUUUCUUUAAAUGUUUCCUUCAAUGACUUCACCGGAGAAUUGCCUAACACCCCAUUCUUCAGGAAGCUCCCUCUCAGUGAUCUCACAGGAAAUGAUGGCCUCUACAUUGUUGGUUCUGUAGACAGAAAGGAAGCCAAGGUUCAUGCCAGGUUGUUUAUGAAAAUUAUAUUAUCCAUUCUCUUAAGCACCAGUGCAGUACUAAUACUGCUCACAAUCCAUGUCUUGAUUCGUGCUCAUGUUUCUAACAAAGCAUUCACGGGAAACAACAAUUGGGUGUUAACUCUGUAUCAGAAGUUUGAAUUCUCAGUUGAUGAUAUUGUCCGGAAUUUGACUUCAUCCAAUGUGAUUGGCACUGGAAGCUCUGGAGUUGUGUACAAGGUUAAAGUACCAAAUGGCCAAACACUAGCAGUUAAAAAGAUGUGGACAUCGGCAGAGUCAGGAGCAUUUACUUCUGAAAUUCAAACACUGAGUUCAAUUAGACAUAAAAACAUCAUCAAGCUUCUGGGUUGGGGGUCCAGCAAGAACAUGAAGCUGCUGUUUUAUGAGUACCUCCCUAACGGAAGCUUGAGCUCAUUACUUCAUGGUUCAGGAAAGGGAAAAGCAGAAUGGGAAAUCAGAUAUGAUGUUAUGGUAGGAGUGGCUAAUGCACUUGCAUAUUUGCACCAUGAUUGUGAGCCUUCCAUAUUGCAUGGAGAUGUCAAAGCCAUGAACGUGUUGUUAGGUCCUGGCUAUCAGCCUUACCUAUCUGACUUUGGCCUAGCUAGAAUUGCAAGUGAAAAUGGUGAUUGUACAAAUUCCAAGCCAUUUCAAAGACCCUACCUUGCUGGCUCCUAUGGGUACAUGGCUCCAGAACAUGCAUCUAUGCAGCAGAUCACUGAGAAGAGUGAUGUGUACAGUUUUGGGGUGGUCCUACUUGAGGUCCUGACAGGAAGGCACCCUCUUGACCCAACACUUCCUGGGGGUGGUGCACACUUGGUUCAGUGGGUUAGGAACCACUUAGCCAGCAAAGGAGACCCAUCUGACAUUCUUGACCCAACACUCAGAGGGAGAACUGAUUCCACAGAGCAUGAAAUGUUACAAACUCUAGCUGUCUCAUUUCUAUGUGUCAGCACCAGAGCUGAGGACCGUCCAACAAUGAAGGACACUGUUGCAAUGCUUAGGGAAAUCCGAUUUGUUGAGGCACCAACCGCAGCUUCUGAUGCAUCGAAUGGAGUUUCAACAGUGCAUGCUUCUCCAUCACCUCUUAAAACUGUAGUUUCACAUGGAACUUCUAAAUGUUCCUUUGAUUUUUCUGAGGACUCAAUCUGUUGAGCUAGCAUUCUAGUCAUGAAGAAAGUAUGAAUAUGAUUUACAUCGUUUGUGCAUAGUCAAAUGGAAUGUCAGUUAUAGCUGGUCGCGAUUGCUAGAGAGCUCAAAUGUAAUCUAAGAUAUGUGCUGCAUAUUUCAAGAAACCAUGUAUUGGAUACAAAUAAAAAGCAUUCUAGAAUAUAGAGAGCAUUUCACCCAGAAAA
This is a messenger RNA of Vigna angularis (adzuki bean), 3595 nucleotides long. Its product is annotated as LRR receptor-like serine/threonine-protein kinase RGI3. The transcript has 2 exons. Lineage: Eukaryota; Viridiplantae; Streptophyta; Magnoliopsida; Fabales; Fabaceae. Gene Ontology annotation, biological process: protein phosphorylation. Gene Ontology annotation, molecular function: protein kinase activity; protein binding; ATP binding. The record is from RefSeq and is a predicted model, not a curated record. Bases 135 to 3395 code for a protein of 1086 amino acids.